Scylla paramamosain (green mud crab) is the source of this 2005-nucleotide messenger RNA. Its product is annotated as coiled-coil domain-containing protein AGAP005037-like. The record is from RefSeq and is a predicted model, not a curated record. The coding region runs from base 334 to 786 and encodes 150 amino acids. NCBI's taxonomy places the organism in Eukaryota, Metazoa, Arthropoda, Malacostraca, Decapoda, Portunidae. The transcript has 8 exons. Gene Ontology annotation, cellular component: cytoplasm.
CUACUACUACUACUACUGGUGUUAAUUAGGGUUCAUGCCCAGCUGUGCCCUGCUUGACAACACCACAACACCACAACACCCUCCUGACAGCAGCACAGCAUCACCAGACUCAGCAGAACCAGCUGAACAGACACCAAAUCUUUCCUACCUGGACCCAAACACCGCCACCUCUCUGUUGGUAUUGCAGACUCCUUACGUGCAAAUAAUGGAGAGGCUCUCAGACCACUCAAGCCUGCCUCCACCCCCACUCCUCCUCCCACUACUACUACUACUACCACUACUACCUCUACCACCUCCCUCAAGCCACUGCCUCCGCCAAAACCUCCCAAUUUGAUGCUCACACGACCAUCUCUUUCACUUCAGAAUUCAACAGACCUGCGGCUCUCCCCUGAGGUGUACAACCAGCUGAGGGUGCUGCAGAAGAAGGCUAAGGAACUGCGCACUGACGUCAGGAACCUCCGCAAGACUUCCCAGGCCAAUGCUCUUACUAUGAAGGAGUUACUUAGGGACACUAUCAGCAAGAUUACGUCGGUGCUUCAGUCUAAUGAAGAGAGCUUACUGCAAGGCACCUCAGACGCCGAGAGGGCGAGGAUACAGCGGGAGGAGGCAUCUUACCGGCAGGACAUGAACAAGCUGGACAAGGACCUCUGUGACCUGGAGUUGAAAGUGGAGGAACUGCGGAACAACGUAAUCAACCGGCGACUCCGUGUCAACAUGUCAGAUGUGGAAAACAUGGCACUUAUCCUUUCUAGGUCAAGGUGGGUGACGGAACAAGCAGUGUGGUGAUCCUGGCAGGGGAGAUGCUGGCGGUGGCUGAGCAGUACCUGGAGCAGAACAUGCAUCCGCUUAUCAUCGUUCAGGGGUACAGACAGGCCCUCGACCAUGCUCUGGAGGCCCUUAAAGACACCCUCAGAUCCCGGGAGGAGCCAUUGAAGAGAGCUGUGUGCUGGACGGGAUCAUGAUAAACAAGGAUGUGUUGCAUGCAAAGAUGAGCAGGAAAGUAGACAAUCCUCGUAUCAUUCUCCUUGACUGCCCGCUGGAGUACAAGAAGGGCGAGAGCCAGACUUCGGUGGAAAUGACUGCUGAGACGGACUUUACGAGGCUCCUACAAAUCGAGGAGGAGCACGUCAAGGAACUCUGCGCUGACAUCCUGGCCCUGCGACCCGACGUGGUCAUCACAGAGAAAGGCGUAAGUGACCCGGCCCAGCACUACCUGGUAAAAAGCUGGCGUGACCUGCCUCCGUCGCGUCAAGAAGAGCGACAACAACAGGCUGGCAAGGGCUUGUGGGGCAACCAUCUGUAAUCACACUGAGGAGCUGAAGGAGUCCGAUGUUGGCACGCAGGGCCUCUCCCAGUGUAUCCCACCCUCUCCCAGUGCAUCCCAGCCUCUCCCAUUCCACCCCAGCCUCCCCCAGUGCAUCCCAGCCUUUCUCAGUCCACUCCAGCCUCUCCCAGUGCAUCCCAGCCUCUCCCAGUGCAUCCCAGCCUCUCUCAGUCCACUUCAGCCUUUCCCAGUGCAUCCCAGCCUCUCCCAGUGCAUCCCAGCCUCUCCCAGUGCAUCCCAGCCUCUCCCAGUGCAUCCCAGCCUCUCCCAGUCCACCCCAGCCUCUCCCAGUCCACCCCAGCCUCUCCCAGUCCACCCCAGCCUCUCCAAGUGCUUCCCAGCCUAUCCCAGUCCACCCCAGCCUCUCCCAGUCCACCCCAGCCUCUCUCAGUCCACUCCAGCCUCUCCCAGUGCAUCCCAGCCUCGUCCAGUGCAUCCCAGCCUCUCCCAGUGCAUCCCAGCCUCUCCCAGUGCAUCCCAACCUCUCCCAGUGGAUCCCAGCCUCUCUCAGUCCACUCCAGCCUCUCCCAGUGCAUCACAGCCUCUUCCAGUGCAUCCCAGCCUCUCCCAGUGCAUCUGAAACAUUUAUUCCCUGUAAAAACACUUUGUAAAUUAUUGUAAAUUAUUAUUAUAGAAACAGCUUUAAAAUAGCCUAAAUUUUAAAUAAAUUAAGUAAAACAC